Klebsormidium nitens is the source of this 2850-nucleotide messenger RNA. The record is from the annotation of a GenBank genome assembly. Lineage: Eukaryota; Viridiplantae; Streptophyta; Klebsormidiophyceae; Klebsormidiales; Klebsormidiaceae.
GUGGUCAGCAUGGCGCAGCAAGCUGGCCGUGCUGACGGCCCCCAUCAUGGUGGCGCCUCAGGGGGGUUGGUUUGCCUGAGGAGAACGCUUGCCGCGCUUCUUCCUGCUUACUGUUAAAAGAUGACCUGUCCUGGAUGCGGAUGAAGAUAUCUCUCGUGAGGGCGGUGGGAGAAAGGAGACCUGCUGGUGGCCCUCUAUGAACAAAAGCUGCUCAUGACUUUUGGCGAGCAGGCGGCUCGUGUGUGAAAUCCUCUGUGUGAGCCUGCGGCACCAUGGCCGAUAUGAUGGACCGCCCUCGUCUUUCUGGCACUUCGCCUGGGCCUGGGGAUGCGCCGAUGUCGGCAAAUGAGAACUACUUGCGGUCGAGUGGCGACAUCAUCAAAGAGUAUCUUGGGGAAAGGAACCUUUUCCCUGAUGCACCUGGGGGUUCCGGUGGAGAGCCUCCUUCCGAAGCCCAGAAGGCGGAUGCCAACUCGAAGAGGUCGGAUCCUGACCUCAUCAGGGAGUACCUCGGGGAGCGCAGAAUCCUCUCUAAUUUGUGCCAGGACUCCCCUGAAGACUCCUUGCGUCGAGCUGAAAAGGAGCAGCAAACCACAGAGAGAGCGGAGGCCGCCGCUCCCGUCCGGCAACCCUUUUCAGACAGCAGUUGGCUAGACAAGUUUUUAGAUGAGCGGGAUAAGGAGCUCGAUUUGGUGCUGGAGGCUUCGGAUAACGAGGACGAGUUUGCUGUGAGCUUGGAGGGGUCGUGGGUUGCUCAUGAUAGCAGCAAGCCCGCGCUCGUACCUAAGUCGCAUCUCAUUGCGAGGCCCACGAGCAUAGCGGCCGAGGAGUUAGUUGCCAGGCAUAAGAGGAGCCUGGAGGUGCAUUGCGGGGUUGAUUAUAACGACUGGACGAGUGUUGCUCUUCAGCCCGCAAAAUCGGACAGGAAAGUAGAGGCAGAUGAGAAUGUGGGCCGUGCAGCGCCAGGUGGCGCGCUGUUAGUGGAGGAGAUUCUGACAGACGACUUUGACAGCAGCUCCGCAUGCAGCAGCGACGACAGCGAGGAGACGUGCGCCAAACCUACUUCUUGGGCCCUGUAUGGCUCAUUUGAGGGGAUCACAGGUGCCAGGGGACCUCGACAGGUGUCAGAUUGUGGCGGAAGCCAGAAGGAUCCGGGUAGACUAGAGCGGAUGCCACAUUUCUCGAGCGAGCAAAGCCUAAAUCCAAGUGCAGGUUUGAAGGUUCAGAGGACCCUUGAGCGAGCCGUUGUUCCAGAAGAAAGAGCAGAAGUCUCACAUUUGUUGAGCAGGCCAGAUGUUUUUGGGUUGAUGAGGUCCCCGUCCGCGGAUAGGGAACUGUACAGUGAAGUCGUUAGGGCCACGGAACGGGGGGCGAGUCAAGAGCGGGAGAGGAUGGAUGCGGUGCUGUCUGCCACUGUCGCAGCAAACCGGACCGGGGCAACCCGCAUGUCGUGGAGCCUCGCGUUUGCAAACCCGCAGCUGGAGGAGACCUACCGGCGGUCGCACAUUGCGAGCGGGGGGGAUGCGGACUACCUGUGUGCAGUCUUGAGAAUCUGGUUCUCGGUGCUGCACCUCUACAUGCUGGCCCGCCAGUUCUCGAUCUUGAAGGAGAUUCGCUGGGGGUGGAUUGCGAUCACAGCACCUGGGAGGCCCCUCCUGUCAACCAGCUUGGAGUGGAACAUCGCAGGACUUGUCCUCAUGUCGGCGUUCCUCUACAUGCACCUGUGCCAGCGCUCAUGGUGGAACAAAAACCGGCUGGCUCUACUCUCUGUGUAUCUGACUACGGUUUGGGCCCUGGAGGUUUGGUAUACGCUCGCCAGUCAGGAUGCCCCGGGCUACCGCCUCGUCCGACUGGGGUCCCCCGCCUUCUUCAUGACCUUUAUGUACAACGUCCCUUUCGUCCUCCACAUGCGCUUCCGCGUCCUGCUUCUGUUGGCGCAGCUCGCGGCGUUGGCCGCACGCCAAGACGCUGCGCUGUGCCCCUGGAUCGUCCUGUUCCAUGUGCUGUCGUCAGCAGUCGCGUAUCUCCUCGACCGCCGCUCCCGCCUCGCGUUCGUCAAAAACCUCCCCCCCUGCUUGCUAAACUGGUGGGGCGAUGACCGGGGUUCUUUUGUUGGGGGGUCAAGUUCGACGUCGUGGAUGGGCCGUGAGAGUAGGGGUUCUGACGCGCAGUCCAAAGGCGAAAGUUACGGGUUGGGGGGGCGGGCGAGGAGAGUCCCGGGCGGGAUUUUUGCAGAGGAGGGGCAACGGGGGGUCCGUUUGGCUGGUUCCCUGGGGGGGGAAGGCGGGGAGAGCUCGGGUUUUGAGGAUCAGUUGCGGGAACGGUUGCGGCAGAGGAGGCCGUCGCUUGGCGGUUUUGCCGGGGGCUUUGCGGGAGUUGGGUGCGUAAAGUCGGGGCACGUUGCUUACGGGACGAGGCUCGCACAUGCGGGGCUGUCGAAAGAUAGUCAAGGUGAACAGGUGGCGUAAGCAGAGCGGUUUAGACAUUGGUUCCGUGGGUUGUAGAAUAGCCAUCUCGGUAGCUUGCUUUUCUUUAGCAUAGCUGGUAUUGACGGUCCACACCUCCACAGACAAGACCACGCGAGAUCACUGAGUGCUUUCUUUACACUUCCAAGAUUCGGGAAGGCUUGCAAAAGCUAAAACAUUGCCCACGUUUCCCUAGAUAAGACACCGAGUAAUGUAGGCCCAAACUAUUGGAGGCAGUUCUCGUCCAGAUUAAUGGGGCAAUUCCCGCACAGGCUAGGCUCGAAUAGCGCUAGGUGAUGAAGUAACAACAGAAUUUGCAGCUAGAUCGUUCUCCUAUCAGAGUCUUUGUCAACGGGCAUUAUUCAGUGCCCAGUGCUUGGCCGCG